Mangifera indica (mango) is the source of this 2843-nucleotide messenger RNA. Its product is annotated as pentatricopeptide repeat-containing protein At1g02150-like. The transcript has 2 exons. Gene Ontology annotation, cellular component: mitochondrion. The record is from RefSeq and is a predicted model, not a curated record. Gene Ontology annotation, molecular function: protein binding. The coding region runs from base 162 to 1778 and encodes 538 amino acids. NCBI's taxonomy places the organism in Eukaryota, Viridiplantae, Streptophyta, Magnoliopsida, Sapindales, Anacardiaceae.
CGUGUAAUUCUCCUUUCAAGCAAACGAGCCAAACAAAUUGAGGUUAUUUCGCUUACUUAUCUUGAACAAAAGAUCAACCCGUUCUGUGCAAUCGAGAAAGAAACUUCUGUUUCUCUUUAACAAACUUCAAUCUCCAAAGACAAGACUCGUAUCUCAGAAACAUGUUUCUUCAACCAUCUCUUCACAAUCACCACAACAUUUCUCUCUCUUCAACCCUCUCUUAUUCUCAACUUCUUACAUGUAAAGUUCCUCCUUUUACCCUUCUCCACGCUGUAGAGUACCAGAAACUCCCCAUCAUAAGAUGCUCUAUUUCGCAAACUCACCACUAUGGGACGGCGGACUUUGAGCGAAGACCCAUGAUCAAAUGGAAUGCUAUUUACAAGAAAAUAUCCCUAAUGGAGAACCCUGAAAUGGGUUGUGCUUCUGUGUUGAAUCAGUGGGAGAAUGGUGGCAGGAAGGUUACAAAAUGGGAGCUUUCUAGAGUGAUUAAGGAGCUUAGGAAGUUUAGGCGCUACAAGCAAGCUCUGGAGGUGUGUGAUUGGAUGAACAAUAGAGGAGAGAGGUUCAGAUUAUCUGCUAGUGAUGCUGCAAUUCAGUUAGACCUAAUUGCCAAAGUUCAUGGAAUAUCUACUGCAGAAGAUUUUUUCCUACGGCUCCCUGAUACUUUAAAGGAGAGGAGAGUAUAUGGGGCUCUUCUGAAUGCCUAUGUUCGGGCUAGAAUGAGAGAAAAUGCCGAAAAAUUAUAUGAUAAAUUAAGAGAUAAGGGUUAUGCUAUGCACUCGCUUCCAUUCAAUGUGAUGAUGACUCUUUAUAUGAAGCUCAAGAAGUAUGAUAAAGUUGACUCAAUGGUUUCAGAAAUGAUGGAGAAAGGCGUACGACUAGAUGUAUAUUCAUACAACAUUUGGCUAUCAUCUUAUGGGUCCCAAGGAUCUGCAGAAAAGAUGGAACAAGUAUAUGAACAGAUGAAAAUGGAUAGAGCUGUUAAUCCGGACUGGACUACAUUCAGCACAAUGGCGACAAUGUAUAUUAAGAUGGGACAGUUUGAAAAGGCUGAAGAGUGCUUAAGGAGGGUAGAGAGUAGAAUGAACGGUCAGUAUAGGAUACCUUAUCAUUAUCUCUUAAGUCUGUAUGGUGGUGUUGGUAAUAAAGAGGAGGUAUAUCGGGUAUGGAAGGCUUACAAAUCGAAUUUUCCUAGUAUUCCUAAUUUGGGGUACCAUGCUAUGAUCUUGUCUUUGGUUAAGAUUGGUGAUAUUGAAGGGAUGGAGAACAUAUAUGAGGAAUGGCUGUCAGUUAAGUCGUAUUAUGACCCUAGAAUAGCAAAUCUUCUCCUGGGAUGUUAUAUUAACGAAGGAAAUUUUGAUAAAGCUGAGACUUUCUUCAAUCACAUGGUUGAAGUAGGAGGAAAGCCAAAUUCAACGAUGUGGGAGAUUCUUGCCAAAUGGCAUAUUGGAGAGAAGAGAAUUCUUGAUGCUUUGUCUUGCUUAAAGGAAGCUUUUGGAGCUGUGGGAGUUAAGAAUUGGAGGCCAAAACCUGUAAAUGUGCUUGCCUUCUUUAAACUCUGUGAUGAAGAAUCCAACAUGGUUAGUAAAGAGGUUUUGGUGGGAUUAUUGAGGCAAUCUGGGUAUCGUAAAGACAAAGCUUAUAUUUCAAUGAUUGGCUUAACCGAUGAGACUUUUAAUACAAAUGUUUUAUCAGAGAUUGACAGGACUGACUAUAACAAUGAUAGUGGUGAAGAUGAAGAUCAAACACUUCUUAGCCAACUGCAGAGUAGCCUGUGAUUUAUCUUCUUUCUCCUUUUACUUCAAAUAUCACAAAAUAGUUUUGUACCUUUUAAAAGUGGAUGAUUGUGCAUGGGGUGAGGUGCUAAAGAUUUGAGUUCGGCUCACAGCAACUAGGAGUCAGCUUUGCCGCAAUAGAGGGUGCUUGUCAUCUCUAUUUCACCUGUUUAAUAUUGCUUUUAUCUUUACGGUAUUCUUCUGUAGCCUUUGGCUAGUAGAAAUUUGGCCUUAGCCUUACAGUUGGUUCAGGGUUUUUUUUUUUUUUUGAGUAUUAUUAAAUGUUUACCACAUUUUAAUCUGUUAGGUUUUCUUUCUGAUGAUUAAAGUCUUCCUUCAGGGCAUUUGAUGGGACUUUUGUUUCAGAAUGAAUCCUUCAGGGCAUUUUCUAGGACCUGUCGGUUUCAGAUUGAGCAAAGACAUUGCUUUGCCUUGGCUGAAAUUGUUUGUGAGUACUGUGGACAAGCUUUGCCCGCAUUUUAAGAAUAAACAGAAAGAAAAUUGAGGACUGAUACUUGCGAGGGACCAGGGCUGGAUGCAAUCUGAGCUGGUUUGAGCUCAUUUUAUAGUUCGGAUUAAACGAGUUGAGUUUGAGCUCGAGCCAAGUUCUAAUUGAUUUGUACAAUUGAGUUCAAAUUCAGCCCAAAUUGAAUUCAAAGUUACUUUCAAGUCAAGUUUGUGUCUGGAUAUUACAGCUUGAGCUUGCUUUCAAGUCAAGUUUGAGUCUUGAUAAUACAGCUCUCUCUCAAGUUAAAAGAAGCUCCAGCUCGUCAAUUUCAGGUUGAUCUCCAGUCUGCUCUUGUUCCAGUUUGGCUUACAUCAAAUUCUGCCUAGAACUAUACAAAUAGAAACCUAUACUCAGUCAUGAGAACUUCCCGCCAAUCCGCCCCUUCAAGAAGUAGUUGACUUUUGGGAACUUGAUUAAGAACACAAAAGAUGAAUCUUGGACUUGUUGGAUUCCAGUUCAGUCAAAUUUGUCACCUUCUGAGAAUGAAAUUCUGUUUCCAUCCUUGAUUGAACACACAAUGUUAGAAUUACCAAUAAUGCUUUUGUUCCUCUCUUCUUCAA